AUGGCAGUGAAGCUUGCACGGUGGUGUUCUCCCAUGGCAACGGUGGUGCUCUCCAGUGACGGCGGCGGCGCUUCACCCACGGCAGCGGCGCUUCUCCCACGGCAGCAGCGGCGCUUCUCCCACGGCAGCGGCGCUUCUCCCACGGCAGCGGCACUUCUCCCACAGCAGCAGCGGCGUCCUCCCACAGUAGCGGCGGCGUCCUCCCACAGCAGCGGCGGCGUCCUUCGCACAAUAAAAUUAUGCUCGGGCUUCGGGGGCUUAUUUUGUCUUGUCUUCAUCUUCUAUGAUGUAACAUUCGAGGAGCUAUUCAGAUUUGCUGCACUUCUCAUGGGAGCGACUCAUAUGUUAUUCCUCAUCGCUUCUUUGGGGUAUAGCCGCCAAGAAUUACCCGUUGAAAGCGAUCUAAGCAAGAUCCAUAGAAUCUUCAUCACAGCUUUACGGAAACUGAGGUGGUUGGACAAAGGGGCAUUAGUUAAAUCAGAAGAAGAAGAAGAUUCAAGACAUCAUAGAGAGAGUAUUGAGACGCAAGAAAAGAAAAAGAAGAUUUGCACUGUGAAGGACGUGAGAGAUGUCAAAAGCCUUGUUCAUAUGAUAUACCUUGGCCUUACCAUCUUUCCUUAUAGUUUACUCAUUGCCUCUGGGAACACUUUCUUUGUUGCCCAAGCAAGUGCGUUGAAACCAGUUAUGAAUAAAAGAGGUAACGAUAUCUCUAUUCUAUUCUUGAUCAAAUCCGUGUCGACUGACAUGUCAGAGUUUACUUGUUUUCUCAUCAGUCUUCCCUUUCGAAAAAAACAAAAAUCAAGAGUAGCAAGAUUCAUUUGGGAAAGAAAAGCAGCGACAAUCAUGAGGAUUGGAUUUGGCAUUACGUGUGCAGUAAUAUGCGGCAUCAUAGCAUGGCAAGUGGAGAUUCGCAGGUUGUCGUCAAAGUUGAAUACAACAGUGGCUUUGGUUCCGCAAUUUGUGUUACUAGGAAUGACAGAGGGACUUGUUGAUGGGGGAAUAGAAAGAUUAUUCGAUGACCAUGUAGCGAAAUCGUUGUCGAAUUUUGGGGAUUCGUUUAGUGAGUUGGUGGUUGGUGGUGGAAAACUUCUGAUUAUACCAAUUGUGUGGAUUUUCAGCGGGUGGAUCAAGGAAACAAUCGAGACUAGCCAUUUCGACAGGUAUUAUCUGAUGUUGGCGAUAAUGAACGCUGUGCUGCUUCUACCUUUUGCAUACUACUCCGCAACCUAUGCAUACAAGGAAGUGUGUCCCGAAGAUGAGAAGGUGACCACAGAGGAAAGAGUGGAUCACUCACAUCAACCAGACUCAGAAGACACCUAUCAGGAAAAUACUCGCCCAUUGAAAAUGGGAAAGAGUGGAUCAUUCCCAUAA
Molecule: messenger RNA, 1371 nt
Organism: Vigna angularis (adzuki bean)
Lineage: Eukaryota; Viridiplantae; Streptophyta; Magnoliopsida; Fabales; Fabaceae
Product: protein NRT1/ PTR FAMILY 5.4-like
Exons: 3
Coding region: 1-1371 (456 amino acids)
Biological process (GO): transmembrane transport
Cellular component (GO): membrane
Molecular function (GO): transmembrane transporter activity
Source: RefSeq, a predicted model, not a curated record